Molecule: messenger RNA, 7138 nt
Organism: Haplochromis burtoni (Burton's mouthbrooder)
Lineage: Eukaryota; Metazoa; Chordata; Actinopteri; Cichliformes; Cichlidae
Gene: rbm33a
Product: RNA binding motif protein 33a
Exons: 19
Coding region: 226-4071 (1281 amino acids)
Molecular function (GO): RNA binding
Source: RefSeq, a predicted model, not a curated record
UCCUGCAGCAAACCGAUCCAGGGAGCUGGACUUUCCCCACCCACAAUGCAUCAUCGCUGCAAACCCAUCUCUAGCAUGCUUGUAUCCUGGUCGUGAUCUGAAGUCAUUGCCGCAUAGAAGCUCUUGCCAGUCUCAUAUUUUAAACCAUGAAAAUGGUGAAGUACUGAAGAUUAAAUGCACUCUGCAGUACAGUAAUCACACUUUAAGCGGGACGGGCCUUGCAUCAUGUCAUCCAACGACCAGGAUUUUGACUUUGAUGAAUAUGACAAACCCGGUGCUGAGCGGUCACGCAGAAGGAGAGGUGAAGAUCAUGAUCUUGAGAGUGAUUUGGAAGAGGAUUUGUUGGAAGAGGACUGGCUGUCAGGUAAAAAGAAUCCAUCAGAAAUGUCAGAUGAAGAGCUGAAUGAUGAUCUUCUCAGAAGUGAUGAUGAAGACGUAGAUCAAAGUGGUCAGGAUAUCAGCGUCAAUACCACAUAUACCCUGGGCACAUCCUAUGACCAGCAGGACAACUCACAGGAAGCAGACUAUACCGAUGACGUUGUGAACCUCGGUGCAGAGGGCUGCGAAGAAGGGGAUGUGGAGGAGGCGGAAGAGUACCAGCAAGAGGAUGAGGCAUAUACAGAGGAAUAUGGCCAAGAAGAUGGCGCAGAGAUUUCCGAAGACCAAAUGGGUUACGCUGGAGAGCCAGCAGAGGCUGACGACGACUAUCAGGAUGGUGUGCUAAACAUCCAAAUCAAUGAGCCUAUUGAUGGUGAAUUUCAAGAUGAAGAAUACGAAACCCCCUAUGGUGAUGAGCCUCUUGAUGAAGAUGGAGCCCAGCAGGAGGAGGGCGCAGGGGAGGACACAGAGGAGGUGGAGGGAAAUCAGCAGAAUGAAGACACUGCUGAAGGGAAUCGAGUCUAUGACAUGGAGGAGGGUGAAAAUGAGGCUGUGCGAGAAGAAGAAACAAAGGAGGAAUCGGAUGAAGAAGACGAGGAAGAUGAAGAGUCUGGCCGCAUAAGGUUCAAAUCUGAAAGAAAGGAGGGCGUUGUUGUGCGCCUGGCAGAUGCAGGCUCCAAAAGGCGGAACAUCCCUGAAACACUAGAACUGUCAGAGAAGGCCAAGCGAGAUUUGAUGGAAUUCGAGGAGCAAGAACGGCAGAAGAAACAAAAUCGUCACGGAGGCAGAGGCCGAGGUGGGGGACGAGGAGGCAGAGGAAGAGGAGGCUUCCCAGGGUUUGAAAUGGGAGACUAUAGAGGAGGAAACCGAGGAAGAAUGAACGACCAGAGAUUCCCCCCGAUGGGAAACAUGGGCUUGCAGCAGUCCUCGCGAAUGCUUCCUCCUCAUCAGUCUCAUCAGCAGCAGCUGCAUUCCCCGCAGCACCACCCCUCACGUCCAAGCGGACCGCCUCACUUCCAAGAUCACGGGCGUCCGCUUCCUCAGCAGCCCCUUCAGCCCCUCAUCCCUCCGCACAUGUCUCAUCGCUCCCCGCCGCUGCGACCUCAGAUGGAGCCGCCACCACGACUGAUGAAUUCCCCGCCACCCAACUUCCCUCCACAUCACCAGCAACAGGCUCCACAACCUAAGAACAUCCACAUUAACCCCCACUUCAGAGGGCCUGCAACGUCACCCGUUCAAGUGCCCUUGAUGCCUCCUGCUCAGAGCCAGCCCAGACCUGCUGUGGGUCCUCAGAGGUUCCCUGGACCGGGAGACUUUCAGCAGCACAUGCCUGGUAAUUUCGGUCAGCCCCAGCGGCCCCCUCAUCACAUGGAGCCUUUUAGGAACCAGCCACCUCAAGGCCCCCAGGACAGAGAACCCCUCUUUAUGGGAGAGCGCACAGAUUCAACACGGUUUCCAGGGCAGCACAUGUUUGAUCACCAGGGCCCCGGCCCUCUGAUGAACAGCAGCAACAACCUCCACCAGCAGCAGCUGCCCAGCCAGGGCCACAUGGGCUUCGGCCCACCAGGACCAGCCUUCAACCACCCGGGCCAGGGCCCGCUUGGACUGUUUGGGAGAGAACCCCCAAGACACAACAUCCCUCCCCACCAAAAUCACCCGGGAAUGGUGAACUUAAAUCAACAAGGUGGACCCCCCAACCAGCCCAGGCCUUUCAUGGGCCCUCGUCAAGCUUUUGGCCAACAGGGGAACCUUUUCCCUCCUACACAAGUUCCGUUUGGGAUGCAGGUACGACUAAGAGGCUUAAUGCACGGCCCUCCUGUUUCCCAGCUUCCACAUCAUGAUCCGCUGUCACCCCAUCAGCCCAUGCACCAGCAGCAGCAACACCAUAGGCAGGACUUACCCCACCAUCAGCAGCCGCCGCUAAAUCUCGGUGAGCCUCGCCCCAUCAUGCACCAUGGCCAGAAUCCUUUCCAUCAACAGCAGGGGCAUGGCAGCCCAAGGCAGAUGAAUCCCCGCCCUCUGAACCCCCAACAGCGCCACAUGUCUAACAGGCAGAGAAUGAACACACCUGUCUCCAAGCAAAUGCAGCAGCGCAACAGCAACCUACGUGAGCUCCCUGUAGCACCUGGCAACACAAACACGAACAGCGCCCGCCCUGCCACCACCCCCACCUCCCCCGCUGCCAACAUCAAGCCUGUUGCCAGGACAACACAGGGGAUGCGUCCUGGGCAGAACACUCAGCCGAUGCCUGACGGUGGCAAAGGAAGAGGCCAAGCUGUUGCGAAGACUGAAUCACAGCCUGAGGGAGCAGGCAGGACAGUUGUUCGCAAGGAAAUUCCACGCACGCCGUCCGGCGUGACACCACAGGAUCCUGAUGAGGAUGAGGAGACACGGCAGUAUCGUCUGAAGAUUGAGGAGCAGAAGCGUCUGAGAGAGGAGAUUCUAAAGAGGAAGGAGAUGCGACGGCAGAUGCAGGCUGGUGUCAGGAAGAAGGAGCUGCUUGAAAGACUUAAUGCCCAGGCACCAAGCCAAGGCACCACUACUACACAAGCUCAGCCCGAGCAAUCAAAUAAGCAAAUACCACACCCUGUACCUCCAGCACAACAACAGCAACAGCAGCAGCAGCAGCAGCAGCGGCAGCAGCAACCACCACCAGAACACAAACCACAACAGCAACUGCAACCACAACAGCAACUGCAACCACAACAGCAACUGCAACCACAACAGCAACUGCAACCACAACAGCAAAGACAGUUUCCUCAGAGAACACAACAAUCAGUAAAUCCCACAUUAAAGACUGGCAAUAUAGGUAACACCAUCCCUCCCAGCAGUGCUGCUCAGACCCCCGCGCCCCGUCCCAAUGUCAAGACACGGCUGCAGAUGGUAAAAGGCAGCAUUCAGCAGCAACAGCCUGCCCGGCCUGUUAAGCAACCCCAACAAAAUCAGCUGCAGCCAGUGCAGCAGCGAAGAAACAGCGCUUUGCAGAACGUAAACCGAUCUGGUGCUCCGAUCCAAACCGUUCAAGUUCCUCAAAGGAACGUACCUGAUACUCCUUCAGCGAGUCCAGCCCUGGCUCAGGCUCAAGGACCUAAACUUGGCGCUAAAAGAACUGUGAUGCAGCGGGCAAGGAGUACUAGCUUCGAGCGCCAGCAGGUGCCGCAAAAAGUCAGAGUCGUCAAACUUUCAGGAGCGAGUGGAAAGGGGCCUGAGGCCACAAGCAGCCCAGUACAAGAACAAGGCGCCUGGCCAGCAGCUACGCUCAACCAGGGCAUCCAAAGGAAAGUUACCAUGACAGGACAACAGCAACAGGGACCAGGUGGACCGUCACAGGCUAGCCGCGGGGGCAUGGGCAACCCACAACAAAACAGGGUUGUUGUGUCAGGCCGGGGCCGAGGUAGAGGGGGUAGCCAGAUGGGUCGAGGUCGUCCGAUGCCCACCAGACAGAGCCAAAAGACUGCUGAGAGUGAGCGCUGCACUGUGUCCAUUGAAGGCCUCUCCUCAUCUACAACCGAUUUGCAGCUUAAGAACCUUCUGAGGUCCAUCGGCCCAAUAAAGACUUUCAAAAUGGUGCCCCAGCAGAGGAAAGCAUUUGCUACAUUUUCCAGUCCCCAACAUGCAGCGAGUUUCCAAAUGAGCUUCCACAGGCACAUGAUUGAUUUGUCCCACAUUGAUGUGUCGCUGAUUGACGGAUGAGGAGCGUUAUAAAGCCAGCGGGUCCUUUUGCAAGAAGUCGCUCUCUCCCAACGCCGGAGGGUCUCCUGCACAGCUCCAACCUGGUCUACAGAUACUUCUCCAUUUCUUUUGGGGGUCACUAACAUUCAACGCCUCUGCACAUCAUUCAUCAAGUCGUCUCCCAUCGAGCUGGGACAGUGAACACAAAGACAUUUAGCUGAGAGCAUGCCUGUGUUUGACUUUUUCUACCAAGUGUCUGCAGUUGUGAAAAUGACACUGGAGAGAUACUGGAUACCUUCUGCUAUUUCAAUGUAGUUUGUGAUUAAUGUUUAUUUUGCAUCUGACAUGGACACUAUAAGUAGAGCUCAUCAUGGGAUAAUGGUUGCUCCCCUCUUUAGUGAAAUCCUUCGUGACAAAUGACACUUGAACGCUGUGAUUCUAACGUGACCACUUAAUAGAAUUUUUUAUGUUAUUAGUGGUGUGGUGCUCAUAUAGGGGGACUUGUUGUGGUGGGAUGCGGUCAGCCUGUUCAUGUAGUGGGUCUCCCCUGUCUGUAGAUGGCAGUAUUUUAUCACUAUUGGUGUUUCAGUCUUUCUCUCGUAGCCCUGCAUUCGGGUAGCUGUGAAGUCUGUUUUUUGGUCUAUGGCACUACCUAGUGGGGUUCCUGCAUAUAGGCGGAGAGGUGUCCUGGUUGUGAUGAUUCAAGAUGUCAUAGCAGUGACCAAAACCCAGCUGGGAUAGGCUGUGAUUAUUUUUUUGCUAAAUUGCCUGUGGUUUAAAGAAUUGUAAAUGUGGGCACUGAUGAGUUGAUUUCUCCUGUUUUUCAGUUUUAUUGUUGCUUACUAAGUCCUCUCUCUCUCUCUCUCUCUCUCUCUCUCUCUCUCUCUCUCUCUCUCUCUCUCUCUCUCUCUCGUUCAAGUUAGUUGGUUAUUACUCAGCUUUUAACUGUUAACUAGAAAACAUUGUGGAUGAACCUUUCAUGCCUUGUUUGACCUGCAUUUUAGUUGGAUGUCUGAUUAUGUAGUAGUUAGAUUUAGGUUGUGCCGAGUGUGCUUUGGGGCCGUGAGUAUGUAGACAUGUUUUUUGAGUUUUCUUUCUUUCUUUUUAAUGAGCUUGGCAGGGUAUUUGACAUUGUUGGUAGAUGGAAAAGAACUGUUUCCAGUUCUCUGCAGGAUAAACAGACAUUUCUGUGAAGUUCCUCGAGGAUACAUUCCUUACUCUCCUCUGGAAUUGGAAUAAGUUUGGAAAUAUUUACCCAAAUUUGAGUGACUAUCAGCUUAUUGAUCAGUAAGCUGCACAGCAGACUGUUUUUCCUUCACGCAGAGUGGUCAGAUUGGAUAAAAGAGGAGGAAAUAUAAACAAAAUUCACCUUAAUACUUUGCCCUGGAGACUGUAGAGAGAUACAUUUUCUAAAUACACUAAUUUCUCUUUUGUCAGUUUUACACAUUUUUUCCAAGGCAUCACUUACUAGCUCGUCACAUUUUAAAUUUUUUUUGUUAUUCAGAUUUUUUUCUCCUCAUCACAAAACAGUUUGUGUAUUGUAGUUGUAAAAAUGUGUUAAAAGUUUAAAUGCAGACGUUUUUUCACAUCGAAGACUGAAAUUGUUUUAUAUACAUUAUUCAAAGGGACGAGACAGAACAACGAGAGGGGGCAACCAUUACCCGCGUAGUGAUCAUGUGCAUAAGUCAGGCUUUCACUCGAUAUUUAACUCGUUAAAUUUUUUUGAGUUCACUCACGUUGUAUCAGGAAAAACAACUUUUAUAUGUAAAGGAUAUGCUGACGUGUCCAGAUAUAAGUCAUUUUUACAAGUAUUUUGUUUGUAUUUUCAAACGAGGAAUGACUGGACCACAUUUGUGUUAAACAAUACAUUUGACAAAAAGUUUAAGGUGAAAAGAAAAAACGAACAAAUAACCAAAAACAAAAGUGUAAAUAAAAAUAUGGCCAAUAUACCGUGAACAUGCAGGUAUGUGAAGCCACUUGAACUUUAGCCCAAAGACGUGUGGUUGUGUGUGAUGUCCAUGUGUUAUGUGCCUUUAUGAUAACGUAGUUUUCAUCUUCUGUGCCACACUUUCUACUCCUUUGUACUUUUUAACGUAUUCUGUAAGUUUGGGGGUUUUAACUAUGCAACAUAUGACGUAAAUGCGUUUGGAAACUUGCGUAUUUUCUUGGGAUGAACCACUUUUUUAAGUCAUUUUUGAUUUUGUAGGUUUAUAGACGCAAAAAAAACAAAACAAAAAAUGAGCAGUAUUAUGGCAAGAGAUACUACCUCAAAGUUGAAGGGGAAUAUCACUGAAUUUAUUUCCUUAAAUGAGAAAUUUUGGCCUGAAAAUUUAGCAUUGAGGUCAUCUGAAUGUGCAGCUCCAUAAAAUGAGAAGCAUUGCUACUCGGCUGGUAGGGAAAAGGUACGAGUUUUAUGCCAAAAAAAAAGGUCACCACUUUUAUUUUAUUCUUUUAAUCUGUCUGGAAGUCUGUUCCCAGCUGUGCCUCCAGGUGGCGCUACAGAUUAACCUCCCUGAUUUUGUGGUUUGAGAAAUGUGUACUGAUUGGCUUCUCUGUCCUGUCUGCAUGUGUUGAAUCACAUCACAAAUUUAGUGGUAUUUCCCUUAUGUUACUUGAAGUUACUAAUAAUCCAUAAAGGUUUAAAAUAAGCCACCAGUACAUUCUCAGCAAGUACCCAAAGUAUUCGAUCCCACAAAUUUCCUCUUCUUCAUAUAAACAGUGAAGUUGUGGCGUUUUUUUUAAAAUUAUUUAUUGUUUUAUUUAUUUUUUUGUAUGUUGCAGAAAUCUGGUUUAUUUAUGUUUUAUUCUUUUUUUGUUUGACAUUUUUGAGCUUUUUCUGUGUAUUGACGGUUAUGUAUUUAUUGUCUUUCAUGUUGUGGGUUACUCGCUCGAGUUUUAGUGCUACGCUAAAUCCUGUGGAUUUGAAAGAGUAACGGCAAUGCCAGGUCGUAGUGAUAUUGUUAUAAGACGUCAGGUCUUUUAAUACCAGAACAGAUUCAUAUUGAAUCUUAUCUGUACCUUAAUGUGAAGAAUUUCAUACAGACGUGUACUGUGAAUUUUUAAAAGUGAUUAAUUUUAAUUGGGGGGG